This is a messenger RNA of Closterium sp. Naga37s-1, 1374 nucleotides long. The record is from the annotation of a GenBank genome assembly. NCBI's taxonomy places the organism in Eukaryota, Viridiplantae, Streptophyta, Zygnematophyceae, Desmidiales, Closteriaceae.
AUGGCGCGUCUACUUUUCGUCGCAACGUUCGCCGUGCUGCUGGCGGUGGCGUCCGCAGGUCAAACCGUGGUGACCGGACCCAACAACCCGGCGGUGAACCUGGACAAGGCCAAGGGUGAGAAUGGCGUGGCAACCGAGGUCCCUCCUGGCAUCGAGAAGGCGGCGGCCGCCGGCGGGCUUGACAAGUUCGAGGGAACGACGAUCGACCUGGGCAAGCCCGGGGAGGGCGCGUGCACGCCGGCCAACUGCAGCAAGGGCGGCAUCGCCGCCAAGUGGAAGACGUCGAACCUGCUGAAGAACAAGCUGGGCGUGGAGGUGUACGUGAAGGGCAACCCGCUGACGCUGAAGAAGGCGUCCCCGCAGACGUGCUGCAACACGUGCGCGGGGUACAGCAGCUGCACGUACUGGCAGUACAUCCCCGACAUCACGAUCGACGGCAAGAAGACGGAGGGCGCGUGCUACCUGGUGCACGACAACAUCGACUACUCGUGCGGCGACAUGACGGCGCAGUACGCGACGGACUCGAAGCCGGUUCAUCUGCAGGUGCGCACGGGCGGCGAGUGCAACCCCGCGGCAAACGUGGUGAACGACCCGCAUCUGGUGGGCGCGUACGGCACGCACUUCGACUUCAACGGGCGCCCCGACAAGGCGUUCUUCCUGCUGACGGACAAGGACCUGCACGUGAACAUGCUGCUGCGCGGGUACUACUCGGACGACACGGAGAACGCGGCGCUCGUUGUGGACGGCAAGGCCGUGCACACGUGGAUUAAGGAGCUGGGCAUCGUGUGGUUCGCCAACGGCGCCGACCACAAGGUGCGGCUCGCGGCGCGCUCCGGCAAGCAGCAGGAGCGUGGUGAUGGGUUCAUGAAGACGAUCGAGAUCGACGGCGAGGAGAUCCCGAGGAUGCACGUGGGCGACGAGGUGACGACCGAGGGCGGGCUGACUCUGCGAUUCGCGGCGCUGGAGAAGGAGGGCCCGUAUGACGUGGACUACUACACGCUCACCAUCGACGGGCUCGUGGCGCUCGACCUGCGCCUGCGCGUGGCCAACCCCAAGCUGCAGACGCCCAGCGAGGCCGAGGCGCACAUCAACGUGGGGAUUGUGGAGUUGGAGCACACCGACGACGUGCACGGCGUGCUCGGUCAAACCUACCGCCCCGACCACGCGGCUCGCGCCGCCGACUUCCAGCGCCUGAUCGCGAACCUGCACCGUCCGGUGUCGGCUGACAGCGCGGAGGGCGCUGGGUUCCUUGACGGCACUCCCCGGCUGUACGAGUCGAGCUCCGUGCUGUCCGUGGACUGCGCGCAAACCGAGUACCACCGCGCCAAGCAGCUCAGCCCCGUCGAGGACUUCCCCAUGGAGCCCCUCAACUAA